CAGAUCCGCUGGGCUCUGGUUGGCUGGGGGCAGCCUUGCGGGGGCGGGGUUUGGUCGUGCCGGCGGUGCGGUGGGGAAUUCUCCUUCCCAGCUGCUUUCCCCACCCCCCUUUUCUUCCCACCACCGACUCGGCAGCCGGGCGCCCCGCCCCCGCCCACCCCGCCCAGCCUCCCGGAGAAGCCCCGCCCGCUCGCCCGCCUGCCAGCGCGCCCCCCCCCUUCCGCGCGCUACGCCCCCUUUACUCCUGGCUGCCGGGCGAGCCGGGCGUCUGCGGCGGCGGCGGCGGCGGCGGCAGAAGCGGCGGUGGCGGCGGCGGCGGCGACGGCGGAAGAAGUCUAAGAAACAUCGGGAACCGCGGCGGCGACUACACAGGCUGAGGCGACGGCGGCGGCAGCAGCAGCGGCAGCAGCAGCAGUGGCGGCGGCAGCAGCAGCAGCAGCAGCGGCGGCAGCAGCAGGAGCAGCGGCGGCAGCAGCAGCAGCAGCAGCAGCCCGAACAGCCGCAGGAGGAGCAGCAGCAGGAGCAGCAGCCGCCGCAGGAGCAGCUGCAGCAGCAGGAACGGGUAGCCUUCUGCAGCGACGAGCUCUGCACCGCAGCGCCGCGGGCUCUGCUGCGGCACACUGAUCCCGCCAAGCAACCGCCCCGGCAGCGCCCCCACCCCAAUCCCCGCCAGCUUCCCCACCCUCCGCCCAGCCCCGGUAGCGUCCAGUCCAUCGUCUUGUCACCCCUGUACCCGGGGAUGCUCCUGUCCAAGAUCAACUCUCUGGCUCACCUGUGCUCCGGGCCCUGCGUGGAGCUGCAUUCGGCCAAGCUGCCUCCCGGGAAAGAAAAAGAGCCCCUGGAGAAGCAGUACCAGGUGGGCCCACUGCUCGGCAGCGGUGGCUUUGGGUCUGUCUACUCGGGCACCCGGAUAGCAGAUGGCGCACCGGUGGCUAUCAAGCACGUGGACCGAGAUAGGAUCUCAGACUGGGGGGAGUUGCCCAAUGGUAACCGAGUGCCCAUGGAAAUCCUCCUUUUGAAGAAAGUGAGCUCGGGGUUUCCUGGGGUCAUCCGACUUCUGGACUGGUUCGAGAGGCCCGACAGCUUCAUCCUGGUGCUAGAGCGUCCGGAUCCAGUCCAGGAUCUCUUUGACUUUAUUACGGAAAGGGGAGCCCUGCAGGAGGAGCUGGCCCGAAGCUUCUUUUGGCAGGUGCUGGAGGCUGUCAGACAUUGCCACAGUUGCGGGGUGUUGCACCGAGACAUCAAGGAUGAAAAUAUUCUCAUCGACCUGAACCGGGGGGAGCUCAAGCUGAUUGACUUCGGAUCCGGGGCAUUGCUUAAGGACACAGUCUACACUGACUUUGAUGGGACCCGGGUGUACAGCCCACCAGAGUGGAUCCGUUACCACCGAUACCAUGGCAGGUCUGCAGCAGUGUGGUCCCUGGGGAUCUUGUUGUAUGAUAUGGUCUGUGGCGAUAUUCCCUUUGAACAUGAUGAGGAAAUUAUCCGGGGCCAGGUGUUCUUCAGGCAAAGAAUCUCUUCAGAAUGUCAGCAUCUCAUUAAGUGGUGCUUGGCUCUGAGACCAUCAGAUCGACCAUCCUUUGAAGAGAUCCAGAGCCAUCCAUGGAUGCAAGAUGUGCUCAUGCCCCAGGAGACAGCAGAGAUCCACCUACACAGCCUGAUGCCAGAGUCCAGCAAAUAAUAGCCUCUCUUCAGGCUCCUCCCCACCCCUCCACCUCCUCACUGAUGUUCAAGGGGCAGAGAGGCAGGGGAAGCUUCCUCCCUUCUCCCACUUCCCAAGUACCAAUGACUCUUGGAAUCAAGCAGGGCCUUGCUUGUUACAGGAACAACAAUUCAUAGCUCAUUCCAGACCCAAGCUCCCUGGAGGCUGCCUCCUAACUAGGAGAAACAACUCCAUCCCAGGUGGCCUGGGCCUUCUAAGGAUUUUCCCCUUACCACUUCCCUCAGGUUACUAGUGUUUCCCAACACUACAGAAACCUGGAGGCUUCAGCCCUGGGCUGAGACUGAUUUCCUAACCUAUAGAGUUCUACUGAAUGCUGGGAGGGUUGGAGGAAAAAAAGGGUGGGGGUGGGGGGAAGGGUUGGAAAGGGGGGAAAAUAGGAUAGGACUGAAUUGAAUAACAUUGUAUUUCGUCACUGUCACCCCUUCCAACUCUUCAGAGUGCCUUCUGUGGUGACUCCGGCUAUGCUGGGAGAAAUACUGGAAUUUGCCCUCUACCUGCUGCUUCUCCAAAAAAAUCUGCUUGGGUUGGGUUCCCUCUUCUCUCUUUCACCUCCCCAAAUUCCCCUCUCUCCCUCCUCAAUCCAUAAGAAAGGUGCCAUGGAAGAAGCUGUGGGGCCAAACACUGAGCCACCUCACCUGCCCAAUUUCUGCCUCCUGUAGGAAAACUUUAGAACUGGUCUUCCUCCUUGGUUGUUAACUUAAAUGUUUCAAAGCCAAGACCUCAAGAGAAAAAAAAAAAAAACGCACAGACAAUGCAACUCAGCAGGAAAAGAAAAAACUGUAAAUGUGUGUGUACAUUUGGCACAUUAGUGUAAAAAAGAUUGUAGUUGUUUGGAAUUUUUUGUUGAAUUUUUGCCUUUUUAAGUUAUUUCUUUUUUUUUCCCCUCUCUUUCUCUUUCUUUCUCUUUCUCCCUUUCUCUUUUUUUGUUUAAAAAAAAAACCCGCAUCCUAACCUGGAGGUCAAUGUUAUGUAUUUAUUUAUUUAUUUAUUUGGUUCUCAGCUUGUCACCCCCUUUUCUCUCCCCGCCUCCCUCCUUCUCCCCAGCUUUCCACGGCUGCCCGUCCUGAUUUUCUUUUCCUCCUUUUCUCUCCUCCAACUUGGGGACCUUCUCGGGGUGGGGAUUGGUGUGUAUGUGUGGGGGAUGGGAAGGGGGGGGCCCGCCAGUCCUUGCUCUGUCUGCCUCGGCGCUGCCUGGAGUCACAGGACCCGGGCCAGACAGCUGUCUGCAGCUUCUGGACGGACUGCCUUUGUUCCCCUCACCUGCACACAUGUGUCUAGUUUCCAUGGGUAAUGGGGGAGGGGCAUUUUGCUUUGUGUAUAUAACCCUUCUGGAUGGUGGUGUAUGUGGUGUGUGUGCGCGUGCUCGCCUUCCAGAUUCUGGGGCUGUUUGAAAACAGCACGUAGCCUGCUGGUUUUAUCAAGUGUAAUACUGUACAGGGGGAUUAAAGAAGAUCUUAUUUUUUUUUUUUAUACAUGCUGUUUUUAAAUAAAAAUCCUUUUGUCUUAA
Messenger RNA from Antechinus flavipes (yellow-footed antechinus), 3230 nucleotides. It is a transcript of the gene PIM1, whose product is annotated as Pim-1 proto-oncogene, serine/threonine kinase. Gene Ontology annotation, biological process: negative regulation of apoptotic process; protein autophosphorylation. Gene Ontology annotation, molecular function: ATP binding; protein serine/threonine kinase activity. The transcript has 6 exons. Bases 740 to 1681 code for a protein of 313 amino acids. Gene Ontology annotation, cellular component: cytoplasm. NCBI's taxonomy places the organism in Eukaryota, Metazoa, Chordata, Mammalia, Dasyuromorphia, Dasyuridae. The record is from RefSeq and is a predicted model, not a curated record.